AUGCCUCGUUACAACCCGGCAACUGUGGAACCCAAGUGGCAGCGUUACUGGGACGAACAGAAGACAUUCGCCGCGCCGCGCAUGCCCGAGGGCGAGAAACUCUACGUGCUCGACAUGUUUCCCUACCCCAGUGGCGAUGGGCUGCACGUAGGCCACCCCGAAGGUUACACCGCCACGGAUAUCGUUUGCCGCUACGGACGGAUGCGGGGGCGUUCGGUCAUGCAUCCCAUGGGCUGGGAUGCGUUCGGUCUUCCGGCCGAACAACACGCCAUCAAGACAGGCACCCCGCCGCGAACCACAACCGAGAAGAACAUCUCCACAUUCCGGCGUCAGUUGAAGAUGUUGGGUUUCAGCUACGACUGGGACCGCGAACUCGCCACGACCGAUGUGGAUUACUUCCGCUGGACGCAGUGGAUCUUCCUCCAGUUGUUCGAUACCUGGUUCGACCCCGAUCAGCAGAAGGGCCGCCCCAUUGCCGAGCUUCCCAUUCCCGCGGAAGUGAAAGCUGAGGGGCAAGCAGCAAUCGAGCAGUACCAAGACGAGCACCGCCUGGCCUAUCAAAUCGAGGCCCCCGUCAACUGGUGUCCCGCACUCGGCACCGUGCUGGCGAAUGAAGAAGUCAUCGGCGGUUUAAGCGAACGUGGUAGUCAUCCCGUGCAGCGAAUUCCGUUACGCCAAUGGAUGCUCCGAAUCACGGCCUACGCCGACCGCUUGGAGAACGACCUCGACACCCUUGAUUGGCCCAACAGCAUCAAGCUCCUUCAGCGGAACUGGAUUGGCCGCAGCACGGGAGCCGAAGUCGACUUCUUCCUCCCGGCCAUGCACGGCGACGCUGAGGCCACUCAGGCACUUGAGCAAUGGAAGCAGAAUCGAGCGAAGACCGGUUUCCCUCGCAAGCCCGCCGACGAUGUCCUCCGCGUGUACACCACCCGGCCCGAUACGUUGUUCGGUGCCACCUACAUGGUCAUCGCCCCCGAACACCCCGCGGUCGAACGCUUAACCACCGCCGAGCAGAAAAAGGCCGUCGAGGAGUACUGUCAGAAGGCGGGUACCAAAAGCGACUUGGACCGAACCGAGUUGGCCAAGGAAAAAACAGGCGUGUUCACCGGUUCGCAUGCCAUCAACCCGGUGAACGGAAAUCCAAUUCCGAUUUGGAUCGCCGACUAUGUGCUGAUGGGCUACGGCACAGGGGCCAUCAUGGCCGUGCCCGCGCACGACACCCGCGACUUUGAGUUUGCCGAAGCGUUUAACGUGCCGAUCACCGCCGUGGUUGACCCUGGAGACGAAGACUCGGUCGAUCGCGAUGCCGUGCUGGCUGGAAAGCAACCCUUCCCGGGCAACGGAAUCGCAAUCAACUCCGCGCAGUACGACGGAACACCCACGGCAGAGUUCAAACAGAAGAUCGCCGCCGAUCUCGCCACACAGGGCGUGGGCCGCGAGGCCGUGAACUACAAACUUCGCGACUGGCUCUUCAGCCGGCAACAUUUUUGGGGCGAGCCGUUCCCGAUUCUCCACGAGUUGGACAAGGAAGGAAAACCAACCGGCAAGUUGGUGCCGGUCCCCGAAGAACAACUCCCGGUGCGUUUGCCCGAGAUGACCGAGUUCAAACCGCACGGCCGCCCCGAGCCCCCUUGGGCCGAAGCCCCCGAGGAAUGGCUUUACCCAACCAUCAACGGUAAGCGGUACAUGCGGGAAACGAACACCAUGCCGCAAUGGGCCGGUUCCUGCUGGUACUAUCUGCGAUACCUCGAUCCCAAGAAUGACCAGCAACUCAUCGACCCUGAGGUCGAGAAGGCUUGGAUGCCGGUCGAUCUCUACAUCGGCGGGGCCGAACAUGCAGUGUUGCACCUGCUUUACGCCCGCUUCUGGCACAAGGUGCUGCACGAUCGCGGGAUCAUCACCAAGCCCGAGCCUUUUCAGCGGCUCAUCAACCAGGGCAUGAUUCUGGGCGAAAUCGAAAUGACCGGCUACCAGAACGACGAAGGGUCCUGGGUCAGCGCCUCUGAAGUGAAGAUCGACGACGCCAGCAACGAACCGGUAUUGAAGAAGUCCGGCCAAAAGGUGCAGGCCGUCUCCGUAGAGCCCCACUUAACCACGAAGAAGGGCGAGAACUUUGUGUUGGCUGCCGACCAAUCGAUUCGCCUGAACAGUCGCAGCUUCAAGAUGUCGAAGAGCCGCGGCAAUGUCGUUAACCCCGACGCGGUGGUGAAAGAAUACGGUGCCGACGCCUUACGACUUUACGAAAUGUUCAUGGGCCCGUUAGAAGCCACCAAGCCGUGGAACAUGGCCGGCGUGAACGGCGUACGAGGUUUCCUCGACCGUGUGUGGCGGUUGAUCGUCGACGAUUCGGCAGAAGAGAUGGCCUUGUCACCCGAUGUCGAAGACAUCGAGCCCAACGCCGAGCAGAACCGCGUGCUGCACAAAACAAUCCAAGGCGUCACGAACGACAUCGACUCCAUGGGCUUCAAUACGGCCAUCGCCAAAAUGAUGGAGGCCACCAACUUCUUCACCAAGCAACGCCCCCGUCCUAAGCGGGCAAUGGAAGCCCUCGUCUUGCUGCUCUCCCCCUUCGCCCCGCACAUCGCAGAAGAGCUGUGGGAAUUGUUAGGGCAUGAAAAGACGUUGGCCUACGAGCCUUGGCCCACAUAUGACGAAUCGUUGAUCAAGGAAGAUACGGUCGAGAUCCCGGUUCAGAUCAACGGGAAGAUUCGCGCCCGCAUCAACGUUGCUGCAGACAGCACGAAAGACCAGCUCGAAGCUGCGGCUCAAGAAGAGCCCUCCAUCGCCGAGCAACUUGCCGGCAAGAACAUCGUCAAACGCAUUGUUGUACCGGGCCGGCCGCCGCAAACGCGCCGUACACGGCGGCGUCGAAUAGCACAAAGCGCACAGUCUCCGGCAGCGUGUUUUCGACGUCAUGAAGAAAGUCGAUCGCUGUGGAAAGUGCCACCCGUGAAGCCUGAUCGAGCGGGUAACGAUACGCGCCCGCGCUCAGAGCCGGAAAAGCAAUCGACCGACAAGCGUUCUCCUCGGCCAGUCGCAACGAGUGAUCGUAGGUCCUCCGCUGCGAUGGAUCGCGCCAUCCACACCUCCUCCACCAGCCAGGGCACUGUUGGCCGCAUUGACGAUCGCAUCCACAUCCUGCUGGGUGAUGUCCCCUUGAUGGAGUUCGAUCCGUCCGGUGCCGAAGACUUUUUGAAUCAGGUCAUGCGAAUCGUAACGCUGGUAGCGAUCAUUACAAUCUCGCUGCUAGGAACCGCCUCGGGCCGCGAUUUGUUUGUUAGCAACACCGGUGGCGACGACUCCUUCAACGGGCUCACAGCACAGGCCACGGGUGACUACAACGGACCCACCCAGAGUAUCAAUCGGGCCCUCCACCUAGCGCGAAAGGGUGACCGCAUCGUCAUCGCCAACACCGGCGUGCCUUACCGCGAGAGCAUCGCCCUGGUGGUGAACAAACAUGCCGGCGACGGGUUUCGCCCCUUCAUCAUCCAGGGCAACGGGGCCGUGCUCGACGGCUCGAUCGAAACGCCGGUGUACGACUGGGAAGCGUUCGCCAAAGACGAGUACCGCUUUCGUCCCGAGCGGAUGAGCUAUCAACGGCUGUUCCUGAACGAUCGCCCCUUAGAAUUCGUGCCGCCCACCGACGAAGGUCUUGUCCCGCUGUUGGAACCUCUGCAAUGGUCCCUGGUCGAUGGCUACAUUCACUUCCGCGUCGAACCCGGUAAGAUGCUGGAGGAAUACCCCCUCACGCAUGCCCGGCUGCAAGUUGGAAUCACGCUGCGUCAAACACAAGACGUGGUGGUCGAUAAUCUCAUCGUGCAGGGCUACUAUCUGGACGGAGUGAACGCGCACGAUCUGGUGUACAACACCACGCUCUCGCAGAUCACCGCCCGCGGAAACGGGCGCAGCGGAAUCGCGGCCCGGCUAUGGCAGUAA
Molecule: messenger RNA, 3936 nt
Organism: Cladocopium goreaui
Lineage: Eukaryota; Dinophyceae; Suessiales; Symbiodiniaceae
Source: the annotation of a GenBank genome assembly